AUGAGCGGGGCACCAUUCAUCCCGGAGCUGCCCCUCGGUACCGUUGAGACGGGCGGUGGCUGGGGCGUGGGGGAGCAGUUUGCGCGUCUCCCACCGGCAUCCGUGCAGGCGGAGUCUCGCACUCCGGUGUACACAGUGGCACGAGAGAGGAGCGGCGACAACAACGACACCAACGACUCUGACGAAGACUCCGUUACUCAAGAGGGGUCGGCGGGGGUUGAGGCGGCGGAGGCAGAGACGGUGCCGACGACGCAUUACAGAAGGAUUUCUGCGGAGGACGAUAACACGUUUGUAGACCACGGUAGCACGGCACCUCCUGCGGCCCCCGGCAACGAUGUUGUCAACGCCGUAAACACCGGGGCCCCUCAUAGUAUGACCGACUUCCGCGGUGGUAGAUCUCCGAAUCAGGGCCCAACCCCAGCGCACUCGCUGCACGUGAAGUUUCUACGCCCUGUAUCGCGUAUGAUGGCAGGAUUGCCGGUGCGGGCGACGGUUGUUGCGCCUGAUGGUGCCUCUCUAUGGGUUGCCUUUGGCGAUGAUCCCGUUACAAUGUUAGAUUUUAAGGGAUCGGAGCUAAAUAUUAGCCGAACUGUGGAUGUUACUCAGGUGCACGCCAUGGCGGUGGUUCGUGUACCAGCGGCAAAGGUGGUGUCGUUUAAACCGUCUUCUCUCGCUGUACAUCAUGCAAGCCAUGCAGCUGCGUCAAAACCGCAGAUGAAUGAGGGGGAUGAGGCGGACACGUAUGUGCUGUGGUGUGGUAUCACCCGUGGCAGCAUUGUAAUUGUAGAUCUCACGAAUUUUAGCAUCUCAGGUGUCAUUAAAGGGGCACAUGCUCAGACUAUUAGUGGACUCUGGUACCUUGGCACUGGCAAGGUGUGGACCGCCGGCUACGAUAAGGCGCUAAAGGUGUGGGAUCCACAAACCCGUCGUCGUCUGAAGAGCCGUAACAUUGCCACCAUCGUUUCGGAUCUUUGCUACGUGCGUAGCUGUAAGCAGGUGUGGACGAUCAGUGACGACGCGUACAUUCGCGUCUUUGACGCCGCCGGGAACAAUGUGCAGGUGGCGAAGCCGUCGCCUGACAAGCCGGAGAAUACUCUCCGCAUGCGAAGUGAGAUGCGUUUUAUCGCGUACUACGAACCGGCUACUCUCGUCUACGUUGCACUCACACGCAGCCUCGCCGCCAUUGACCCAGCAACGUGUGAAAUAACUGCCGUCAUCAACGCCAGCAUCAGCUCCAUGACGUUCAUGGAGAAUACGGCUCUCGUGACCGGAUACGGUGAGUGGCUGCAGUGCACAAAGGAGGCGAUUGGUCUCAUCGACCUCAGCGACCCAUACGCGCCGUCGCUGCUCUUCCGCGGAGGUCCACUGGGAGGGGGCGUGACAUCCGUCGGGAUGCGGCUCCUCACCGCAGUGCCUUUUGCCGUCGCUGCUCAGGAGGCGGGGCGGUCAGAGCGCUUCCUUUCAGUGUUCAGUUACGAGGACUCCAAGGCGUUCUGCCGGGGCGGAAUAGUAGCGUCGGUUCCGCAGCAGCGCAAGAUUACCCUCGACGCCCCAAGCACGCGGCGCCCAGUGGCCGCGUUGCAGCAGGGGGUCACCGCCGCCAAUGCCACUGCCGCGUCUACGCCCUUGGCGGCGAUCUCGCCUUGUCCGGUCGCGUUUGCCAUAGGCAAGCGGGGGCUGCUGAUACGCGAGGAGAGCAAUGCCACCGCUCUGCCGCCGCAUCGCGGCGCCGUGGUUUUCUCAAGGGUGGAUGGCAGCAGCGGCGGCAACAGCACGCUCAUCCCCUACCCCAACUUGUAUACCUCUGGCAGCAGCACUAACAAUAAUAAAUACGUCUCCGUCGCCGCCACCAGUGCGGUCAGCGGCAGCACGAAUCGAAGCACCGCCGCCGCCAUCCAGCCAGACUACGGCCGCAAUGUCAACAAAAGUAGCCUCAACGGUGGUGUGGAGCAGCGAAACAUCGCGGUGCAGCUGACGACGCCCCCAGAACUACUGGCCUCGCUGAAUAACAUUGAAAAGAAGACGGAGGAUCUCAAGUCGUUGCUCGCUCAAAUGCGCGCCUCGCGUCCACUGCUAGACGACUUCUCCAAGUUGCACGCGUUAGUCUCUCGCAUGGCAAUGAACAACCAAUUAGGGCUCUCCCUCGAUGCGGAGGAGUCGGAAGCUAUUGAGCGGGAGUACCAAUCCCUUGAGGGGCGCGUCAUCGUUUCAGCCGUGGAGCGUCUGCACAAAAGUGCAGCUGCUUCAUUGCUGCCCGCGCCACCAAACUCCACCCGCGUCCGUGAGAGCAUUGCACGACGUGACAAUGUUGGCAGUGAGGCAGCCACACCACAACUCUUGUCAGAUAGAUGUCCACAUAGUGUGACAGAGAUUAUGAAUAGCAGCAAAUUAGAGGAGACGGGCAGUGUUGGGGGCUCGGAAAUUCCGCCGGAGUCGUUGCUGCGCUGGGUUGCCCAAAUCACGAGAUCUGGGCAGGGCGAGAGGGAGUCCCACCGAAGACAGCUAGAAACGUUGCAGCGGCACAAUACACGAAUUGUGGAGCGCAAUGCCGCGCUGAUCAACGGUAUUACGCGCAUAGAACAGGCCCUUCGCACGCAGGCACAACGAUUACUCGAAGACGCCGACGCCGCUGCUGCGGCUGCCGUGGCUUCGUCCGACGGCAGCUGUGAUUCCUCUGGUCACUUGUAUGCCCAGAGACAUAUUCAGCUCCUUAGUCAAUCACUGCAACAGAUUGAAUCGGUGUCCGUGUCAAGUUCCCCCAAGGAGAUUACAGAGCUGAUGAGAAGCCUUGUGACACUUAUCUCGAGGCUGCUGUCGGCACAGCAGUUUGUACACGGCGACGAGGGCGCGCGACGUGCCCCCUAUGAUUCCACAUCGGGAAACAUGAAUCAUGAUGCAGGUCUCGAUACAACGCGUGUGUUGCUUCAAAACGGUGGUACUCUUUUAAGCGGACGGUCGCUCUCCCCAAAGUCCACCGCGAUGACUGUGUCGACGAUGCGGCCGCAGCGAAUGCGUGGCAUCGUUGAGGAUCAAAUUGCCUCCGUUGAAGAAUUUGUGAGGGAUGUUGGGAAAUUCUGGGGCUGUUUGGAAGAAACGCAGAAAGUUAUAUACGUUCCAUACGAGGGUGGAAAGAAACCUGAUCUUUUCCAGGACUUUAUGCAGUUUGGCGUCCUCUGGCACUUGCGCGAGGCGCAGGUUAUGGUGGAUGUCUGCAGAAAGGAGUCCGUCAUGGCGAUGGCGGAGGUUCUUUUGCCUGAUAUUGAGAGUAAAGAGGGUACUGUAGAUAACACAAUGAUGGGCGCUACACGCGACACCGCCGCCCUCGCCGCCCCGGAGAAGGCAGUCCAUAACAAUGGCGCAAGCAGCUCCAAGAGUAAUAGUGUAACCGUGAACAACGCCACCAGCGACUUCCGAGCAUCGUCCAGCGGUGUCGCGGUGGCGGCACGAAGCGACUCGGCUCGUCUAGUUAGCAUAGGCCUUGAGCUGGAGUCAGUCGCCUCACACAUUCGUGAGUCACUUAAAGAGUCUGGGCGAAACCUUCAAAAGGGAAUUGCGAGGGAAGCCUUUGGUGGCUUUUUCUUAAUUCCGAAUGAGAAAUUUCUCAUUGACGCCACAAAACUGCGUGGAAUGUUGUACUGGGAGCGCGUCUCAAUGCAUCUACUCUACGAAUGCCUCGAGUGUCUUGAGGAGCUCCUGUUUCACAGCGAUGAGCAGCCGCGUGUGUUUCGCAAAGACAACUUUAAGGCCUUGGAGCAGCAGGUGGUCGACUGGCGUGUCUUUUUGGAGGAUGUCCACGGGGAAUCCACGCAGCUGCGUUCUGUUAUUCUCUCGUCGCAACAGGAGGGCGGUGCAGGGCGGACGUCGACAACAACGGUAGGGAGUUCGGUUGGCUUUACUCGCAGUGGCUCGCUGGGCUCGCGUGAGCUGAGUCGUAACAAUGAAGGCGAUACGCUUAGUCCAGAGCGAAGUAUGCAGUGGGUGAUGCUUUUUGGGCUUUACGUGCAAUACGCCGAGCGAACAGAGGCCACUCCGAUACUGUUUGCAUCACAUGACCCCAGCGACACUGUGACUGCGGCAGAUUUUGGGCUGAUGGCGCUUCUUGACGAAUUUGCCGAAGUCGUGGAGACGGUGCGUGCAAAGAGUGCGGCGUUGCUGCGCUACUGCCAGAAGAUACAAGGCCGAAUUGCUCGCAUCGUAGAAGAUGUGGUGGUGAAUGAGGAGACUGGUCAAGUCUUCGUUCCGGCGUGCCGCGGGGGUCCGAUUGCUGAGCGGUACUGCAAGGGCUUUUGUCACGAUAUGAACUGA
Messenger RNA from Trypanosoma conorhini, 4305 nucleotides. RefSeq lists its product as uncharacterized. Gene Ontology annotation, biological process: autophagosome assembly. The record is from RefSeq and is a predicted model, not a curated record. The transcript has a single exon. Gene Ontology annotation, cellular component: autophagosome membrane. Lineage: Eukaryota; Euglenozoa; Kinetoplastea; Trypanosomatida; Trypanosomatidae. The coding region runs from base 1 to 4305 and encodes 1434 amino acids. Gene Ontology annotation, molecular function: protein binding.